This is a messenger RNA of Mixia osmundae IAM 14324, 2139 nucleotides long. RefSeq lists its product as uncharacterized. Gene Ontology annotation, molecular function: ATP binding; ATP-dependent protein folding chaperone; ATP hydrolysis activity. The transcript is spliced from 6 exons. The coding region runs from base 1 to 1974 and encodes 657 amino acids. Gene Ontology annotation, cellular component: chaperonin-containing T-complex. Gene Ontology annotation, biological process: protein folding. The record is from RefSeq and is a predicted model, not a curated record. Lineage: Eukaryota; Fungi; Basidiomycota; Mixiomycetes; Mixiales; Mixiaceae.
AUGCGGGCCUCGAGGACGCUUCACGAGCCCGAUGGUGCUAGACAAAAUCAAAUGUGGGAGCUCUUGACGAGCAAGGCAGCGAUCCGAGCUUUGAUCGCGGCCACGUGGCUUCUUGAUGCUCGGACACUGCUCGAGCAGCCACUUGUCUGUGAGACGACGACAAUGUCGUCCUCUAUCGAGCUCAUCAAUCCGAGGGCAGAGAGCGUCAGGAGAAGUCAAGCUUUGCUCGUCAAUACGACAGGCGCAGUGGGCUUGGCAAAUGUCGUCCGCUCCAAUUUGGGUCCAAAGGGGACGAUCAAGAUGCUCGUUGAUGGCGCCGGACAGCUCAAGAUGACAAAAGACGGCAAAGUGCUCUUGUCAGAGAUGCAGAUCCAGAAUCCGACGGCAGCGAUGAUCGCUCGUACUGCCGUAGGGCAAGAUGACCAGACUGGCGAUGGCACGACCAGCUUGAUCUUGCUCAUUGGCGAACUGCUCAAGCAAUCCGAACGCUUCACCAGCGAGGGCGUCCACCCGCGCAUCAUUGCAGAAGGCAUCGAGCUCGCUCAGAAGCACAGUCUAGAGUUUCUUGACAGCUUCACUGUACAACAAAAGGGCAAGAUGGACCAUGCCACGCUCGUCUCAGUUGCACACACUUCGCUUUCGACAAAACUGCAUGCUCGGCUCGCGACUGCGCUCGCUCCGGCUGUCGUUGAUGCCGUACUCGCCAUCCGACAGCCACUCGCCAAGCCAGACAGCGUGAAGGAGGACGAGCCAGCGACUUCCAGCAUCGCAUCGACUGUCGCGUCUGCAAUCGCAAAGGUCACGCCUUCAUCCCCGACGACAACGACUGUGCCCACCGCAGAUACGACAGCGCCAGAGAUUGCAGAGGAGACACAAUAUGAGCCCAUUGACCUACACAUGGUCGAGGUGAUGAAGAUGCAGCAUCAGUCGGACCGAGACACUCGACUCGUCCGUGGUCUCGUCAUGGAUCAUGGUGCGAGACAUCCCGACAUGCCUAAGCGACUCGAGAACGCCUACAUUCUCACGCUCAAUGUCAGUCUCGAGUACGAGAAGACAGAGGUCAACUCUGGCUUCUUCUACAAUUCCGCAGAACAGCGAGAAAAGCUCGCAGAGUCAGAGCGACGCUUUGUAGACGCAAAGCUCAAGAAGAUCAUCGAGCUCAAGCGUCACGUCUGCGACGAGGCUAUUGAUGCUCAAGGCAACCCCACAAGCAGCAAGCCAAAGACAUUCGUCGUGGUCAAUCAGAAAGGCAUCGAUCCGCUCAGUCUAGACGUGCUCGCCAAAGAUGGCAUCCUUGCACUCCGACGGGCCAAGCGUAGGAAUAUGGAGAGACUGCAGUUUGCUUGUGGCGGUGUCGCCCAAAACUCGGUCGACGAUCUGACGCCAGACGUGCUCGGCUGGGCCGGUCUAGUCUAUGAGCAUACCCUGGGCGAAGAGAAGUACACCUUCAUAGAGGACGUCAAAGAGCCAAAGAGCGUGACGCUUCUUCUCAAAGGUCCCAACGCGCAUACGAUCAACCAGAUCAACGACGGCAUCAGGGACGGAUUGCGAUCGGUCAAGAACGCACUAGAAGACCGCUCUCUUGUACCGGGCGCAGGUGCUUUCGAGAUCGCUUGCAGCGCUUCCCUGCUCAAGCUCAAAAGCGAGACGAAAGGCAGAGCCAAAAUGGGCAUACAAGCCUUCUCUGACGCUCUCCUGAUCAUACCAAAGAUCUUGGCGCAAAACGGUGGCUAUGACGUACAAGAUGUCAUUGUUGCGUUGCAGGACGAGCAAGCAGAAGGGCAUACGGUCGGCAUCGAUCUGCGGUCAGGCGAACCGCUCGACCCAAUCGUCGAAGGCAUCUGGGACAAUUACAGAGUCAAACGACACUUGCUUCACUCCUGCGGAGUCAUUGCGAUAAACCUACUGAGCUGCGAUGAGAUCAUGCGCGCGGGUCGCUCCUCAUUGAAACCAGAAGGGCCGCCAGGUCAAUAAGCGCAAACGAUGUAUGCAUGCAUCAUGCGAACUUGUCCGUGAGACACCGACGUCUAUGUGAGAGCAGUCGCGCCAAUGCCGAUCCGAGGAAUGGUGUGGUCGAGGUAAACAAGGAAUCUCUCGAGCCAGAAAGAACCUAUGGUGUAUUGUUGCUCAUCAGUUGCU